AUGAAUGUGUUGGAUGAUGAAGAUGACCAAAGCUUUCACGCUGCGCGUGACGGCUACUCCCAUUUGAGCGAUGUCGAAUGGGAUGCGGUUGAACGAAUGGGUUCAACCAUGGGCAUCCAUGCUGUUAGCGUCAUGCUAGAGGCUCUCAAUAUAGAUGCCCAACAUGCUACUAUCGCCAAGUUCAUUCAAAAUGAACUUGACGCAGAACGCGAGAAAGUAGCCUUGCUUCACCAACAAGGUUCUCAACAAGCAGAGUUGUUGAGAGAACAAGGUGCUCAACAGUUUGAACUGUUGAGACAGCAGCAGGCUGCUGCUGGCGGGUCGAUGCACUCGCGUCGACCCGAGACUUUGAAGAUUGACAUCUCCAAGGCGCGUCGCAUCGACGACGGGGAUAUGCAAGUUGCAUUCGCCCAGUCAAAUCUGGUAGGACGUGCCAAGACUUGGGCACUGGGGCUCAAGCUGCACGACCCAUAUGCGUUUGGGUCGUUGGAAGUCUUCAAGUCGCGGCUCAGACAAACGUUUGAACCGCCUAGAGCUGAGUUCAGAGCUCGGACCGAACUCUUGAAGCUCAAGCAAGGUAAGCGUGAUGUGCACGCUUACGCGCAACAUAUACGACAUCUCACGAGUUGUAUAAGUUCCAACCCGGUUGAUGAACACACGUUGGUUUCGGUGUUCAUGCAGGGUCUUGCGGAUGGUCCCGUCAAGACUCACCUGUUCCGGCUUGAACUAGAUUCACUAGAACAAGCCAUUUCCAUUGCGGAGCAGGAAGACUUCAGCCUGAGACAGGCUCGCGCCAGUUCGACAUCAUAUCGUCAACCGAGACGAUAUGACAACGGAGGUCCAGAGCCGAUGGAACUCUGUUAUGUAGAGAGCGAGAAGGCUCGCUCUACAGGCUACAAGAAGUUGCAGAAAUGCAACAGAUGUCGAAAGACAGGACACUACGCUUACGAGUGUAGUGCCCCUCGUCCAGUGUCUCGCGACACUGGGCGUAGUGACCGUCCACCCAUGAGAAAGGGGCAGGGACGAGGGUCCGCUGUUGGUGCAAAGACGCAACAACGGGAUGGACCGUCAAAAAACGGACAGGAUCAGUAG
Peronospora matthiolae is the source of this 1092-nucleotide messenger RNA. The record is from the annotation of a GenBank genome assembly. NCBI's taxonomy places the organism in Eukaryota, Oomycota, Peronosporomycetes, Peronosporales, Peronosporaceae.